This is a messenger RNA of Bipolaris zeicola 26-R-13, 774 nucleotides long. RefSeq lists its product as uncharacterized. The coding region runs from base 1 to 774 and encodes 257 amino acids. The record is from RefSeq and is a predicted model, not a curated record. The transcript is spliced from 3 exons. Lineage: Eukaryota; Fungi; Ascomycota; Dothideomycetes; Pleosporales; Pleosporaceae.
AUGAAGUACUUCACAGCACUACCUUUGGCCGCCGCCUUGGCCACUGCUGAGAUGAUGGUUAUGGAGGUUGCUCCUGCUCCCGCCGCUGGCCAGAAAAUCCACACUGUUAUUGUUGGUGGAAUGAAGCCUGUUGAGGCGGGCAUGGCCCCCAAGCUAGAAUACACUCCCGAUACCAUCAAGGCCAACGUCGGCGACAUGGUCGUCUUCGAGUUCAUGCAGAAGAACCACACCGUCACCCAGUCGACUUUCGCCGAGCCCUGCAAGAAGAUGGAGGGAGGAAUGGACUCUGGCUUCAUGCCCAACCCAGAGGGUAUGCCCGGCGUCACCUGGAACAUGACCGUCGAGACCACCGAGCCGCUCUGGUUCUACUGCAAGCAAAAGAACGGAAUCCACUGCGGCAAGGGCAUGGUCUUCUCCAUCAACCCCGCCGAGACUGGCGACAAGACGAUGGCCGACUUCAAGACGCUGGCCAUCAAGACCAACGGCACCGACCUCGUAGAGGGCGGUCUUCAAAUCGUCGACCCUGGCGCGGCUGCAGCCCCCUCCACCGUCGGCGUCAUUGCUGGAGGCGGCGAAGCUGCUCCUACAGGCGCAGCACCUCCACCACCCGCUCCUCCUGCGGCUUCUCCUCCUCCUCCUGCCCAGGUCAUUGCUGGAUCCGGUAUGGACGGUCAGGGUAUUGCUUGCUCGUGCCAGUGCCUGUGCGGCGCGGGAUCCUUCCCCCCUACUGCGGCUAUCAACAGCUUUGGCGGCUAUGCCGGCAUGAUUGCUUAA